This is a messenger RNA of Saprolegnia diclina VS20, 2006 nucleotides long. RefSeq lists its product as hypothetical. Gene Ontology annotation, cellular component: membrane. Gene Ontology annotation, biological process: magnesium ion transport. Gene Ontology annotation, molecular function: protein binding; magnesium ion transmembrane transporter activity. The transcript has 5 exons. Bases 13 to 1920 code for a protein of 635 amino acids. The record is from RefSeq and is a predicted model, not a curated record. NCBI's taxonomy places the organism in Eukaryota, Oomycota, Saprolegniomycetes, Saprolegniales, Saprolegniaceae.
UUUGCCGACGACAUGAGGCGCGCGGCCGUCGCCUUCGCCGCCACCGUGGCCAUGACCAUGCAUGGCGCUGGCGCCGUCGAGGCCAUCGCGUGCUCCAGCUGCGUCUCCAUGACGGAGGCUCUGACCUUCUGCGGAAGCCUCCGGAGCUCAUACCCGGUGUGUGCCAUGCAAGGCAAGAGCCUCGAGCAGCAAGACGCGAUGGCAGCUGCCACCUUUGCCUUCCUCAACGCCACGCUGCGCGAGCCGAUGGGCGCCGACGCAUCUACAUGUAGCGCGUCGCUGAAAGAGAUCGCGUGCGCCAAGGCGUUUCCAGCCUGUGAACUCACCCAAGCGCGCCCGCUGUGCGCCACGGCGUGCCAAGCCAGCCUCAAGGCCAACUGCUCGAGCGUCGCGGCCAUGCUCAAGCCCGCCGCCGAGACAACUUGCGGCAAGAUCGACCAAGACAAGUGCAUCACCUUUGCGUACGCGGGGCCGAACCGUGGCGCGUGGAUCGCCGGCUUUGUCAUCUCGGUCGUCUUCUCGUUCCUCGCAAGCGUCGGUAUCAACUUGCAAAAGAAGGCGCUCAAGCAAAACGAGCUCAAGGCGCAGGAAAGUAACACGGCGCCGCUCUCACCGUUCCGCCUCCCGCUCUGGACGCUCGGGUUUGUCUUGAUCCUGAUCGGGUCACUCUUGGACUUUGUUGCGUUUGGCCUCGCGCCACAGAGCCUUUUGGCGCCGCUCGCUGCGUUGACGCUCGUCUGGAACAUGCUCCUCGCGCCAUGCUUCAACAAGGAGCGGCUUUCACGCAAGGACAUUUGGGCGACGCUCAUCAUCUUUCUUGGUGCGACGCUUGCGGUCGUCUUUGCCUCGCACAACUCGCCGUCGUAUACGCUCGACGACCUCAAGCUGCUGUACGACAACACGUACACCAUUGUCUAUUUUGUGAUUGUCGUGCUGCUCAUAUUACUGCACUACGCCAUGAUCAAGUUUGUCGAGCACCUCAACCUCGCAUCGAGCCGCCACCGCAUGAUCAACGUCGGACAACCCGCCAUGUGGUCGACCGUGCGCCUCGUUGCCUACUCGGGCAUGGGCGGGCUCAUGGGCGGGCAGUCGGUGCUCUUCGCCAAGUCGACAGCUGAGCUCGUCAAGUCGUUCAUCAACGGCGGCGACUGCUUUACGCACCCCGAGACGUACGCGAUCAUUGUCGCGCUGGGCUUUUGCCUCGUUUUGCAAAUGCAUUUUCUCAACGGCGGUCUUGUCAACUACGACGCGCUCUCCGUCGUCCCGAUCUACCAAGCGUACUGGAUCAUUAGCGGUGUCAUGGGCGGCGCCGUGUACUUUGAAGAGAUUCGGUCGUUCAGCGAGUUUCAAGCCAGCAUGUUUGUGCUGGGCAUAUUGACGACAAUCGGGGGCGUCGCGCUCUUGGCGCAGCGGUCGCUAAGCGCGCCGCCACCGACGCUCAAGAAACGCCGCAGCCUCGCGACCUCCCAGCGCAACAUGAGCUCAUAUUGGCACAACCCCAAGCCCGUGCCAGGUCAGACCGAGCCGACGAUCGCCGAGGAAGAGGGCGACGGAAGCAACAGUGACGAGGCGACGUCGGCCGUGACCACCGCGCCAGACGACGCAACUACAUUACCUGGCGACAGGACCGCGGUGGCGCAAGACGACGACGAGACGGACGACGAGACGGUGAACCGCCAAGCCAUCGACAACUUUCUCAACAUGUCGCCGAUGGGAACGCUCCUCAUGGGCUACAGCAGCCAGCGCAACCUCGGCAUUUUCUUGCGGCGAGAGUCGAGCAACCCGAUGGCGACGCGGGAUGACAUUGAGAUUGGCCUCCCGCCGACGAGCUUGGGCGACGACGGCGAGGCCAAGAAGCCCAAAAGGCGGUCCAUUACCUUUGCGGGCUUCAAGUCCACUGCCAAGAGCACCCUCGAGUAGUCAGACGACUCUAGUUUCCUUCCAACUAUGUAUUUCAGCCGUACGCCUCGCCACUACGUUUGAAAUAGUACUAUCGCAAAAGGACA